AACCAAAGCUUGAAUGGCUCUCCUCUGCCAUUCAAGGUGAAUCCAGGUUCAAUCUUCUUAUUUGAGAAUAUAACAAGAUGAAUUUUGUGUCAUCACUUUGUAGAAGAUUGAAUCUCAAUGAGCUAGUUACAAAUGUUCCUAUCUACAGCACUGCUAGUGAUGUUACUGGAGGAGGAUUGAGUUUGACAUUCAGGCGCUGGGCUACUAAAAAGACAGCAGGAUCCACAAAGAAUGGGCGAGACUCGAAACCAAAGAAUCUUGGGGUGAAGAAGUUUGGUGGAGAGAGAGUGAUUCCUGGGAAUAUCAUUGUUCGCCAAAGAGGAACCCGCUUCCAUCUAGGAAACUAUGUCGGAAUGGGGAAGGAUCACACCCUCUAUGCUAUGAAGGAAGGUUGUGUCAAGUUUGAACGACAUAAGUUGAGUGGACGAAAGUGGGUGCAUGUUGAGCCCAAGGAAGGCCAUCUGCUCCACCCUGUCUACUCAAGUGGUGACGCAGUUCCUAAGCUGAAGACCACUGCCUAGGUUUCUACUUUUUUGUGUUCAUGGAAUGUUAAAUAUUUGAUGCUCUACUUUAGUGGCCUGUGCUUGUACAGCUCAUGCUGCAGCUGAAUUUUUGUAGGCAAAUUGUGGUACUCAUCUAUUGGACUAAAAAAAUGGUUACGUUGGCAUGUCAUUGCCACGUGCCGAGAUUUGGAGAAUAA
This is a messenger RNA of Camellia sinensis, 700 nucleotides long. The record is from RefSeq and is a predicted model, not a curated record. NCBI's taxonomy places the organism in Eukaryota, Viridiplantae, Streptophyta, Magnoliopsida, Ericales, Theaceae.